Mytilinidion resinicola is the source of this 1142-nucleotide messenger RNA. RefSeq names its product kinase-like protein. Gene Ontology annotation, biological process: intracellular signal transduction; protein phosphorylation. The coding region runs from base 49 to 843 and encodes 264 amino acids. The record is from RefSeq and is a predicted model, not a curated record. The transcript has a single exon. NCBI's taxonomy places the organism in Eukaryota, Fungi, Ascomycota, Dothideomycetes, Mytilinidiales, Mytilinidiaceae. Gene Ontology annotation, molecular function: protein serine/threonine kinase activity; ATP binding.
CAAUGGCCAUGCGGGGUUCUUCCAAUUCCUCAGCUCUUACAACUUACUAUGGAGAACGAUAAAGACCCAACUAUUACUAUUUACCAGCAUUACUGUCCCCCAGGAGUGAAGCGAGUCCUUGCCUCGGGAAGCAGUGCAUUCAUCGGAGAGGUAGAUGACUCCACCGUCUUCAAAUAUCCUCUUGCCCCUGGCGGAGACAUGACCCGUCUCGAAGCAGAGAGGAACCUUCUUGAGAUUAUCGGGCGACAUGAGCGGAUCAUAAGGCUCAAGAACUCCUCAAAGACAGGACUCUACCUAGAACGCGCCCUGAACGGAAACGUAGCGGACUAUAUGCUCGAGUCGGGCAAACCGCUCCCUUCGCUCAAGCAGCGGCUGGCCUGGUGCCGAGAGGCUGCCGAGGCAGUCGCGUGGAUCCAUGCGCGACGCGUUCUUCACUGCGACAUCCAACCUACAAAUCUACUUCUCGAUGAGGGGCUUCACAUCAAGCUUUCCGACUUCCAGGGGAAACAACUGUCGGAGAACGGCGAGGUGCUCCUUGACGGCUGGAGCGGCGAACCUUGCAGGUUCUACUGUCCACGAGACGAUCCUUUCGAUGCGGACGUCAAAACGGACCUCUUUGCGCUAGGGUGCACUAUCUACUUCAUUAUGAUGGGUCAUGCUGUGUUCCCCGACAUUAUCGACGGCGAAGAUGGAUGGUAUGAGAAGGUGGGAGACAGAUUCGCGAACCGGCAGUUCCCCCAAGACCAACAUGUUUGCAGCGCAGUCACCUUAAAGUGCUGGCAGAAGGAAUAUGGAUCUGCUGAGGAAGUGGUUCGAGACAUCGAGUCUCUCGAAAGUGGGUGACCUGAGGAGCCCCAUUUCGAGACCCGGAGGCUAUUUUUAGAGCAGUUUCAAAGCUAAGCCAGAUCCAACCCUAAAAGGCUACAUGCCAGCAACUACAAGUCACGAAACGGGUCUAGGAUCAGCUCCCUUCAUUCUUGUUACCUAGUUCAUUGCAUGUUUCAUUAUCCGAUAUCAAUCAGGCGCAUGUGCGGCAGCAUAUGUUUAGACUUGGUAGUGCGAGCAGAAGUGCUAUGACGACAGAGUUUCCUUCGCCACACUCAUUUGAGGCGCAGGGUCCUUCCUUCUAAGGAAUAGCGUGU